Molecule: messenger RNA, 1400 nt
Organism: Dalotia coriaria
Lineage: Eukaryota; Metazoa; Arthropoda; Insecta; Coleoptera; Staphylinidae
Product: dynein regulatory complex subunit 2
Biological process (GO): cilium-dependent cell motility; axonemal dynein complex assembly; regulation of cilium movement
Cellular component (GO): axoneme; axonemal dynein complex
Source: RefSeq, a predicted model, not a curated record
AUGAGUUUGUUUCAUCUGGGUCAUGUGAAAAAUCUGGCUAACAGAUUAGCCAAAAUGUCCGAAGAGGAUCGGCAACGUUAUCUUCAACACAAAGCCGACCAAGAAGAGGAACUUCGACGUAGAAAAGAACAACUAAUCAACACUUUCCUCAAAAAUAAAAUCAAGCGCGAAGAUGCAUUCGCCCGAUUAAACGUUGCAAAAUUGAAUGAGAAUUGGCACCAGAUUCUGCGAAAAAUCAAAUGCACGGAAAUGAAAGAAGAGGUCAAUUUUAUGAAGGAGUAUAUUGAUAGAGUAUUGGAGUUUAAAAAUCGUACAAAAAACCUCCUUGCAGAACUAGAGGAAGCCGAAGAGCAAUACACUAACAAUUUACAAUCACACUUGACCUACAUCAACAAAACAAUAGGCAAUUAUUUUAGUAAGCAAACGUUGGAUGACAUGCAUGAAGAAUACGACGAAGAAGCAGAAAAACGUAUCACAGAAGCAACCGCCGAACGAAGGGCGAUACUACAAGCUGCCUAUGAGCAGGAACUCCAUCUGAAGACGUUGUGCUAUCAGUUCGAUGGGAAGUCCAAAAGCGAAUUUCGUGAAAACUACGAUUACUACUUCAAAAUUGCCAGCGACGAGAUGCAAAAGAAUGCGAAAGAGUUCAAAGAGAUGCGCAACGAUAAAGAGAAGCAAAUCACACAGCUUUGGUUACAAAUCGGUAAAUUUAUUAAAACUUACAUAGAAAAACUGAUAAGAGUAUAUCACCACACUAAAAGUGAUUUUCUGAAGCACAAAACCAGUACAUUUAAGAAGUUGCAAGAGGACGAAGGAAAUAUACAGUUGUUAACCAAAGUAUCAAACGAAAGUAUCCAAGCGCUUCAAAAACAGCUGGACAAGGGUGAGAAAAUCAUGCAAUUAUCAUUAAUAUGCCGCAAAUUUGAGACAGAAGAGGAAACCGCUACACGCUUCACCACCAUCUCGCAUCUCGACGACGAGCAGUCUCAGUUUGCUGAAGAGCCAUCAAGUCCCAGUAUUGACGAUGUAACACCCAUCACUCUGGACGAGAGCGUCGAUCUGGGCGAGCAUUUCUCGCGCGUCAAACAAAUGGACAACUUCUGGCGCUAUUACAACAAGAUGCUCAUCAAGGUGAUGGCCAUGAGGAAGCUGAAAACCGAUUUGCUGCAACAAAAUAAGGAACUUAAGGAGCAAAUUAAGCGUGAGAUGGAGGUGCGUGUGGACCAGACACUCGACGAAACACAACUAAGAAACGCCAAAGAAGCCCAGAAGAGUUUGUUCGUUCUGUGUGCGUCCGCCACUUUAGUUAAGACAAACUAGCCAUCUCAAACAAGAAAUAAAAUCAAAACAGAAAAAUGUACACUAGAACUAGGUUGAAUGUUACAAUAUCACGCUUCUAA